AUGGCACGCUUCAUCCCGCGCGAUGCCUUCGGAAUCCCCAACUCGAUCCCCAAAACCUAUUUUCUUGGCCACCACCAGGCCGGCGCGAACAAGAUAAAGACGGUCCUCCCGACAAUCUCCCUCGUCCUCGAAUGCCGCGACUUCCGACUCCCUCUCUCCACGCACAACCCGUACCUCGAGCGCUCCCUCGCCGGCCGUGAGCGCCUGGUCAUCUACACCAAGUCCGACCUCGGGAGCGACAGCCGGGGCGCCAAGAAUGCCCUGAAGAGGGUGUACGGCGACAAGGCCGUCUUCUGGGACAAGAACAAGAAGUCCACCACGGACGCCCUCAUCCGACGGCUCAAGGAGUCCGCGCAGGCCGCCGACUCGCUCACGGGCCUGCGCGCCCUCGUCGUCGGCAUGCCCAACGUCGGUAAGAGCACGCUCCUCAACACGCUGCGCAGCGCGGGAACGCAGGGGAGGAAGGCCAAGGCGUCCAAGACGGGUGACCAGGCCGGCGUGACGCGCAAGGUGGGCACGGCGGUGCGCAUCAUCGAGUCAGAAGACAAGCCCGGCGGCGUGGCCUCGGGCGUCUUCGUCGUCGACACGCCGGGAAUCUUUCAGCCGUACGUCGACGACGGGGAGACAAUGAUGAAGGUGGCCCUGGCGCACGGCAUCAAGAAGGGGCUGAUCCAGGACGAGAUUCUCGUGGACUACCUGCUCUAUCGCAUGAAUCUGUUUGAUCCCGAGAUGUACGGACGAUACUGUGAGCCGACCAAUGAUGUCAAUGAUUUCCUUGCUGCCGUCGCGACUAAGGAGGGACGUCUCCGACCGGGUGGGAUACCCAACAUACCCGAGGCGGCAGCCAGGGUUCUGUCUCAAUGGAGAGAUGGCAGGAUGGGGAAGUUUGUGUUGGACGAUCUCUCAGAGGAUGCCAUCCGUGCCCAUGAAAUAAUGCUUGCAGAGCCACGACUGAGUAUAAACCAAGCAAAAAAGUUGCAGAAGGAAGAGCGCAAGAAAGAAAAAUCUAGCGAAUAG
Clonostachys rhizophaga is the source of this 1017-nucleotide messenger RNA. Lineage: Eukaryota; Fungi; Ascomycota; Sordariomycetes; Hypocreales; Bionectriaceae. The record is from the annotation of a GenBank genome assembly.